This is a messenger RNA of Cinara cedri, 1023 nucleotides long. Lineage: Eukaryota; Metazoa; Arthropoda; Insecta; Hemiptera; Aphididae. The record is from the annotation of a GenBank genome assembly.
AUGGACAGAUCACAAUUAUGUGGAUGCAAAGGAGUUAGAACUUGUUUUGUAUGUGAAAAAGAAUAUAAUUUAACUCCUACUGUUGAUGCUGAAAGUUUAAAAGUUAAUAUAAAAAUAAUAAUUUAAAAAAUAAUUGUUCGAUUAAUUCAAAUAAUCUAUUUAAAAUUGUAUUUUAGAAAUUAGCUAUUGCUUCUUAUUGCUCUUUCUGCAAUUUAUUAUGGAGUGGUUGGGAUGCAAAUGAAUAUAAAAACCAUCCCAAUCAUACUGGUAUGUCAUACAAAUUAGAUGGAAUUUUCAUUGAACAUGAUUUUAUCUCUGAAAAAGAAGAAGAAGUACUCAUAAACAAUUUAGAUGCUAUUCCUUGGGAUAUAUCACAAAGUGGUCGUAGAAAACAAGUAUGUUAUUUUUUAGAUGACUUGCAUUUUUUGAAUUUUAUUAAAGUUAAAUACAUUUUAGAACUUUGGGCCAAAGUGCAACUUUAAAAAACGCCGAUUAUCAAUGGGCAAUUUCAGUGGUUUUCCAUCGCCCACAAAAUUCGUCCAAGACCGUUUUGUAAAAAUUCCAAUUAUGAAAAACUUUUUUACAAUAGAGCAGUGUUCAUUAGAAUAUAAUCCAAAAUCAGGUGCGUCAAUUGAUCCUCAUGUAGAUGAUUGUUGGAUUUGGGGUGAAAGAAUUGUAACAUUAAGCUUACAAGCAGAUACUGUACUUACAUUAACUCCACAUCACAUUAAGUACACUAACCAAUAUAACAUAGACUAUAUUCCAAACAUUGAAUGCUCGCCUAUUUCAAAAAACAAUGCUAACUAUCCAGUUGAUGUUGUUCGAAUUUUAAUGCCAAGAAGAUCACUUUUAGUUUUAUAUGGAAAACCUAGAUAUUUAUGGGAACAUUGUAUACUCAGAGAAGAUAUUCUAGAAAGAAGGGUUUGUAUUGCUUACAGAGAAUUCACACCACCUUAUUUAAAAGGAGGCGAGAAGUUCACUGAAAGUUGUGAUAUAUUAAAUAAAGCUAAAUGUUUUUGGUAA